Molecule: messenger RNA, 333 nt
Organism: Dictyostelium purpureum
Lineage: Eukaryota; Evosea; Eumycetozoa; Dictyosteliales; Dictyosteliaceae
Exons: 2
Coding region: 1-333 (110 amino acids)
Source: RefSeq, a predicted model, not a curated record
AUGGACGAAAUUUUAUCAAAACCAGAAGCAGAGACAUCAUUUACAAAUGAUUUUAAACAAUCAUUAAAAAAAUUUGGAGUUUCAGAACAAGGAAUCGAUUUAUUGGAAAAUGAUGAAUAUUUAUUUAAAAGAAUUGUAACAAGAGAAGAAAUUGAUAAACAAAAUGCAUUUUUAUUAAAACAAGGCGACUAUUUUACAAAAUCAAUAGAAUUAGAAGAGGAAAAUAUACUAUUAAAAGAAAAAAUCGAAGCUUUACAAAGGGAAUUACAACAAAAAAAUGAUACAAUUAUAAAAUUAAAUAAGGAAUUGCAUCAAUAUCAACAAAAUAAAUAA